CGGAAUACUCCGCUUACAUUAUGACAAAUCAGGAGUCAAGCGAAGUCGUAAAGCCCCUGAGUCCAACAACCUCACCCGAAACAAGCAAUUCUUUAAGAGGUCGCUUCCCAGCAUCUCAGCUUAGGAUGCUGGCGAGUGACCUCUCGCCACAGGAACCUGUUCUUCCCCUUACAUCUCACGCCCUCUUCGGCGCGUCUAGUUUGAAUCCACGACCCUUCCGUGACAUUCUUCUCGAGCGUGGUCAAUCUUCCAUCCACCGCCAUAACGACCCUUCAUUGACACCUUUGCCUAGGAAAAGGCAACGACGGCAGCGCGCGCUAUCCAGACCUGCGCCUCCCUCUUCACAUCUCUCCCUGUGCUGCUACCAGACUUGCUUGCAACAUCAUGAGCGGCCUUUCGCUACCGCCACAGACCCUUUUCCGAUGCGAGGGAGUCCGUUUGGUUAAGCACGUGCCAUCCGUACCUGCUCGAGUCAAUGGCUCGACCCCAAAAGAUUCCAUCAAUGCCUACGGAAGCACAGGCAGCCGUAACACGGCUUUGGCAGACUGGAGAGGGACGCUUUACCUCGAUACGGUUCAGGACCCAUUCACCCGCGAUAUCUCCACCCUCGUCCUCUCAAUUGACCGAAGCGGAAAGGAUGCAACGCAGGCCGCCAGCUAUGGUGCUGCCCGUAGGUGCGUGCUGCCAUUCAGGAGCUACAAUGCGCAAGACGCAAUCAAUCGGUCUGAGGGGCACAAGCCGCAAGCGCUACGCGAGGUAUUCCUAGGGCUCACCUAUCCUACUCUUGGGGCGGUACAUUCUUCAUUCUGGUUCUAUGAGGAUGCAAGCGAACGAGGCGCAAUGGAGCGAGCUGCUCUUGAAGGACAAGGGGCUGGCCGCAGAGCUGUCUGGACGUGCUUCGUCCCGGGGACUUGGCAAGAAUUCACACGGCUAAAAGAUAUCUUAGAGCACUUUCCGCAACAGUCGCUUACAAAAGCCAAUGAACCCCGGGAGGUUGCGGUUUCGCAUGAAGAGCAAGAACGCCUUUCCGAUGUGCGCAAAUCUCUCUUUUGGGACAAUCUGAUGCCAGAUGCAUCUCAUCUAGACAACGCCCUACCAUCCGAUAGGGCAACGCAUUCGCCUGAUGGCAUUAAAGCACCGAGCAGCUUGGCCGCAGCAUGUGAAAAUGCCAUCAGUCGAUCCGCAACGCUGAGGCGACAACUCGACCGGUCUCGGCUCUCAGCGUAUCGCAACUCAUUAAUUGCAGUCGAUAAUGGCACGGGAGAGAUUCUCGGGGUGGUCGCAACGGACGUUCAUCUGCAAGGGAACGACGGGCUGCCUCUGACACCCAAUUCAAUUUCCUCUGAAGAAGGCGCAGAGGCUAUCACUCCUGACAGAGAGCAGCCAGAGUGGACACCGACCAACAUUCAAGCCCCCAGUUCCAUCCUCCGCCCUGCUUCGAAAUACAGCGACCCGGAUGAUGAACGUGUCAGGCCGCCAUCUCGAGCAAGGUCCAUACUGAAGGAAGAGACUUUCGCGCCACCGCCUUUGCCCAUUAAAAUGGGCGGAAACAUUCGAGAUAGCUUGUCUAGCGCGGCAUUCUACACUGCUGCGGAAUCUGCUUCGGAAGCCGAUAGCGACUGGGGUCCCGGCGACGAAGACGCUGCUCCUCUCAGUGUGGAUCAAUUUGGCGUCGGGCCCCACCGGCCAGAGCUUCUGAGAGAUCUGAACAAUGUCGCAGGCGAUGCUGCGUACGACAGCGACGCUAGUGGAUCUACCGAAGGAGGGCCUGCAGUUCGGCUUUGGCGAAAAGCUCGCGGCAAGAAUAAAAAAGGCCAGAAGAAGACACAUGAUGAAACAGUUGAACCAACACAUUUUGCAGAUGCAGAAAAGACGCCGCGCGCAAGCAUCAUUGAGGCAGCAACUCUAUCAGUUGCUAACGAUUCUCCAGUCCCCACUCCAGAACCGGAGCCUCUGAACCACCUGCUCAGCGCGGACGAUAAGGUACGGGAAGGGCAGACACUGAGGAACCCACUUAUCAGCUCUCCGGAACUUUCACUCGCAAGUUCCAAAGCUCGCAGAAAGAUGCUUAGAACAGACGAGGUCCGCAGAGCAGAGGACAAUGUGUGGACGGAGGCGCUAUCUUCCGGAGCACUUCCUGUGGACGCUGCUUAUACACACCUGCACUCUUCGCCACUGAAACCCUCAACAGACGACUCCCAGACUAGAAUUUCGCGUGUGUUUCCGCGCAGCGAGCAUGCCACAGACCUUCAUGGAGGGACUGUGUUACUGGAAUUCCUCGCUGAUAGCAGGAUAGGGGCGACGCUCAUCUCAGGUCCGCAAGCAAGCACAGAAGUGUCAUCAGGUGCACCAGCUAAGUCAGUCAUUCCCAUGCUGCCAAUGCACAUGCUCUGGUUCCUCGGCAUUGCCAACGAAACAAAUGUGCCAGCUAGCCAGCGGCCUACCGGCAGUUUUGUCUCCGUCCCAACUCUGGAGAACCUCAAAAAUGUGGCGUUGAGCUUGCCUGAGAGGCUUGCAACGUCAGCAUCGACAGGUUCCGCCGUAUUUCUCACCACGUCCAGAGACUUAUGGACUGGAUUGGCCGGUUGGACCUUGUCCGCAUCGAGCUGGGUCGUCGGCCAGCUCGGCAAUACAGCCGCACCGCAGGGGCCGAUCAAGCCUGCCGAACUGGAGGAUGAUGGCACGUUUGAGAUACCCAAGUAUGACCCCGACUCGUGGGGUGCAACACCGCGGCCAGUGUUUCGUCGGCGCAGGCCAACGCCAUCCUUCCAGAAUGGAUACGAUGUGGGACCUCAAGAAACGGCAUCUUCAAAAUACUCUAUUUUGCAUAUUGACGGGCAGUAUCACCCUCGCGACGUGUACUUUAGAGCCUAAUACCUAGCAAUAUGAUAGUCUGAUAC
Molecule: messenger RNA, 2900 nt
Organism: Tilletiaria anomala UBC 951
Lineage: Eukaryota; Fungi; Basidiomycota; Exobasidiomycetes; Georgefischeriales; Tilletiariaceae
Exons: 2
Coding region: 385-2874 (829 amino acids)
Source: RefSeq, a predicted model, not a curated record